Messenger RNA from Cucumis sativus (cucumber), 1283 nucleotides. RefSeq names its product bidirectional sugar transporter SWEET7. Gene Ontology annotation, molecular function: sugar transmembrane transporter activity. Gene Ontology annotation, biological process: carbohydrate transport. Lineage: Eukaryota; Viridiplantae; Streptophyta; Magnoliopsida; Cucurbitales; Cucurbitaceae. The record is from RefSeq and is a predicted model, not a curated record. The transcript is spliced from 6 exons. Gene Ontology annotation, cellular component: membrane. Bases 104 to 952 code for a protein of 282 amino acids.
UCUGUAAGGUAGCAUUUGUAGAGUCAAACUAUUCAAUCAAACAAUUUCUCUCUUUGUUUUAGAGAUAUAUAUCUCUUCUUCUUCUUCUUCUUUUAAUUACAAUAUGGUUUCUUUGGUGCUUGCCAGAACAGUUAUUGGUAUCAUUGGAAAUAUUAUUGCACUUUUCUUGUUCUUGUCUCCACUGCCAACCUUUGUUACAAUAUGGAAGAGGGGAUCGGUCGAGCAGUACUCACCAAUCCCAUAUCUUGCAACGCUUGUGAACUGCCUAGUUUGGGUGUUGUAUGGGCUGCCAGUGGUGCAUCCGGGAAGCAUUUUAGUGAUCACUAUUAACGCGGCCGGAACCCUAAUCGAGUUGGUUUACAUAAUCCUCUUCUUCGUGUUCUCCGAUCGGAAGAAGCGGAUGAAAGUUCUCCUUGUGCUGCUCAUCGAGCUCGUCUUCAUCACCGUUCUGACACUUCUAGUUCUGUUCAUCUUUCAUACUCAUAGCAAGAGAUCCAUGGUCGUUGGAACCAUUUGCAUUCUCUUCAACAUUGGCAUGUAUGCUUCGCCAUUGGCAGUCAUGAAUCUUUUACUGUUUUCAUUGCUGAUUUUAGUGUCAUUUAUGUGGUUCCCAAUAAAUCAAGAGAAAUUAGUGAUUAAAACAAAGAGUGUGGAGUAUAUGCCUCUCUCACUCUCUGUUGCUUCUUUUGCCAAUGGUGUGGCUUGGACUAUUUAUGCUCUCCUCCCUCUUGACCCUUACAUUUUGAUUCCAAAUGGGCUGGGGACACUAUUUGGGCUGGCCCAAUUGAUACUGUAUGCAAGCUUUUACAAAUCAACAAAGCUCCAAAAAGAAGAGAGGGAAGGAAAAGGGCAGGUGGUUUUAUCAGAUCAGCUGGUCACCAAUGGAAAAGAGUGUUGGAAGAAUGACAACAUUGAAUCUGGGAAUCCUAGAGCUGAGGUCCAUGGAGCUUGAUGGCCUCCCCAACAUCUCCACCCUCCAUCUAUCACUUUUGUAAUAUAUAGAUAAAAUAUCACCCAAAAAAAGAAAAACAAGAAGAAGAAGAAAAGCCCUUUCUAUUUUUAAGUGUUGGCAAAUUCCUCAUGUUUUAAUUUGGGGGUAAUAACAGACGAUCACUGCAUAGACCAGUGCCAAAACAAUUGGCAAACCUUGUAAUGCCAUUUGAGUCUCUUUUUUUCUUUCUUUACUUCCUUUUUUUUGUCCUAGCUUUGUUUUUUUGUUUUAUCAAUCUAUGUAUUUGGAGAAGCUUUACUGUUUGAGUAUAUCAAUUGCUUUUUCUGAUUCU